Molecule: messenger RNA, 981 nt
Organism: Cladocopium goreaui
Lineage: Eukaryota; Dinophyceae; Suessiales; Symbiodiniaceae
Source: the annotation of a GenBank genome assembly
UCUCAAGGAGAUGCCGCAUGGCAGAGGUUGCAACGGGAGCGACAUCUAAUGCAGGACCUGCCUCAAAUGAUGGCAAUUCGGUGGCAGAGGCUGUCGAUGGGAACCGAAGUUCCAAGGGAGUUGAGCCCAACAAAGUCCUGGAGUCCCAGGUCAAAAUGGUCAAAACACGUCGCCAGCUCCUGGAGGCCUAUUCCUCAAGAGAGGAUUUCCAUCGAGAAAAGCACUAUGACUUUUGCUCGAAACAGGUCCUGUCGGUGUACACGACCUUCCCACGCUUCCUCUUUCCACGAGAAGACCAUCGCGGCAAGGAACUGCGCCGCUACCGGACGCCGGUGGCGCCGCUGGCACAGGCUUCGAUACAGAGCGAUGUGGCGAUGUGGAGCCUUCCGGCAAAGAAAGACAGCUGCGAGACCCAGAUGUCUCAUGCUGUGCAGGCUGAGACCUCUGUGGACACGUUGAACGAACACGUUUCCAGCGUUUCCAGAUACUCCGACUCCAAAGUCUCCAAAGGGUCGGUGCUUGUGACUGGACCUCCGGGACCUCUGGAACCACUGGAACCACUGGGACUACUGGAUCCUGGGCAACGAAGUUGGGGAUGUUCGCCGCGGUUCCCACGACUGGUUGGCCCUGAGGUUGGGCGGCCUGCAACUGCAACGGCUGCAACGGCUGCAACGGCUGCAACGGCUGCAACGGCUGCAACUGGCGAAGAUGCAGAGACCGAGGAUGCAAGCGUUGAGGUGAAACCUUACAAGUUGGAAGCACUGCCGGUCCCAAUCGACAUGGCGUUGCUGAAGCGGUCGCCUGCUUGGUCCUUUGGCCUCAAUCGCAAAGGCGUCUCCAGAUCCAAAGCCACGGAUUUCCGAAAGCUUCGCGACGCAGUGGACUUUGACGGGUCGAAGCUCCUCGAAGUGCCGCGGCCUCGCAGCUCGCACGGCGAGAAUUUUUAAACAGAUGCGAUCCUUUAAGAACAUUUUUUCGCGG